Messenger RNA from Tripterygium wilfordii, 863 nucleotides. Its product is annotated as 30S ribosomal protein S16-2, chloroplastic/mitochondrial-like. Gene Ontology annotation, molecular function: structural constituent of ribosome. Lineage: Eukaryota; Viridiplantae; Streptophyta; Magnoliopsida; Celastrales; Celastraceae. The coding region runs from base 161 to 610 and encodes 149 amino acids. The transcript is spliced from 4 exons. Gene Ontology annotation, cellular component: ribosome; small ribosomal subunit. The record is from RefSeq and is a predicted model, not a curated record. Gene Ontology annotation, biological process: mitochondrial translation.
UGAUGCCGUUUUAUUACCUUCUUGUUGCCUCCAUAGUAUGCCGCCGCUGAUGUUCGCCUUCAUCUUGGCGUUUUGUAGCUCUUGAGGUUCUUCCAGUGAUAUAUUCUUAAAAUAUGGAGUUCUCCCAAAUAGGUAAGCUGAGCUAAAUCAAGAGGAGACAAUGGGGGUAAGGAUCCGAUUUUCAAGAUUCGGCUGCAAACAUAGGCCAUUUUAUCGGGUCAUUGCCGCUGAUAGUAAGGCGUCCAGAGAAGGAAAACAUCUAGAAGUUUUAGGUUUCUACAAUCCUUUGGCAGGUCAAGAUGUUGAGAAACGAAUGAGUCUGAACCUUGAGAGACUGAAGUAUUGGUUAUCAGUGGGUGCGCAGACUUCAGACCCAGUUCAGCGCCUUCUUUCCAGAGCUGGAUUACUACAUCCAACUCCAAAGGUUGCUAUGGGACGCAAAGGCGGACCACAUGACGCUCUUCCUCUUCAUCCCGUGAGUGAAGGUGCUUUAAGUAUCAAUGACUCAGCAAAUGCUGACCAAUCAAAUGGUGAUGAAGAUGGUGGUAACGACAGAGAAACCAUUUCUAUGGAUGAUCUUCUUUGUCUCUCCCUACCAGUCAAAAACUGAUUGAGCUAGGAAUGCUCCUAUAUAUGCAUAAUGUAUUUUGAACUUGUCAUUUCUUUUAUUCUCUAGUUGAUGAGGAUCCUACUAGCCUUAUUAGUGAUAUGAAGGUAAAAGAUUUCUCUUGGGGACAAUCAGACACUGUUUAUCUUUGGGUUUUAUAAUUUUAAGAGUAUGCCUAACCAGUAUAGCGAUCCUUCUUGUGACACACCACGCAAUUUCAACACUGAUUGAAAUGAAAUGCUAUACUGAUUGCUUU